CUAUAAUUUAAAGAUGUGUAUUUCUGCAGUCCGCAGUGUGUUUUUGGGAGUACUACUUUACGCACCAUACCAGUGCUUGGAGUGUCCCUUUGGCUGUAAGUGUUUUGCUGUCACUCGUACAGUGAAAUGUGUCUCUAAGGAUCUGCUCACGGUACCACAACUUAUUCCAGGAUAUGCAAAGACUUUCAUCAUCACAGGGAAUAAUAUACACCAGAUUGGACCCGAUUCAUUUACAGAGCUGGAGAAUGUUACCAACAUCAUUUUAAGCAAUAAUAGGAUUACAGAGAUGGCGUCUCACAGCUUUUCUGCCCUCAUUAACCUGCGCCUCUUGGACCUCAGUGGCAACCAGCUGGCCCUCAUCCAUCCAGAGGCUCUCAGUAUACCUGGCAGUCCCCUGCAGGAGCUCAACCUUAGCCGCUCGCUGUUCAACUUCACUGCCCUGACGGACCUCACUACGGUGCUGCGCUGGGGUGGCCUCCAAAGGCUCCUCCGCCUUGACCUCUCUGGGAACCACCUCGCCCUGCUGCCCCCGGGGAUGUUCUCCCACCUUCCCAAUCUGCAGCAGCUCUUCCUCGCUAACAACUCUCUGAUGGCUGUCUACGCUGGAACUUUCUCUGGCAUGAACCAUCUGGAGGUGCUGGACCUGACCCGCAACGCCUUCAGGACAUUCAGGGAUGAUGCUCUGCAGGAACUGGAGAAGCUCAGGAACAUCCGAAUCCUUCUUGGUAACAACCCUUACACCUGUUCCUGUGAGAGCCGUAAUUUUGUGGCCUGGUUGAACGAAUCGAGGGCUCAAGUAGAUGCAGAUGCCGUGAGGUGUGCUUCCCCGAGAGGGUUAACUGACACCCGGCUGCGAGGGCUCGGGGUUCAGGCCAUUGGAUGUGUUGUUCCAGUCCAAGCAGAGGUGACUGACCUCACCCUCCAGACAUCCUAUGUCUUCUUAGGGCUGGUGCUGGGGUUUGUGGGCAUGCUCUUCCUCUUUGUGCUCUACCUGAAUCGCAAAGGUAUGAAGGAGUGGAUUAUUGAAAUGAGAAAUGCAUGUCGGGAUGUUAUGGAGGGAUAUCACUACCGAUACGAGAUUGACUCAGACCCUCGGCUGGGGUACAUCUCAGCAAAUAACGCCGGCAACAGGGCACGGGGGCAUUUACAAUUAGCUCUGUUACAGCAGCAGCCAAAUGACACCUGUAUGGUUCCUACAGACACACAGGUCAGACAGGUGACGACCUCACCACCUGUUGACUUAUGAGCUCUCAAUGAAGCUCAAAUAAUUUGAGGAAAUGUGAAAAAGAUGCAGAUGUGAGUAGUUUAUGCCAGUAGGUUUACAUUUUAUUUGAUGUUUUUGAGCUUCUUGUACAUACUGCAGGUAUGAAUUUCACCUUAAAGUGCCUUUGUGUUUUUAAGGCACUGGAGCAUUGGGUCUGUACAAUGACCUCAAUAUUGUGUGUUGAUAUCAGACAUUUUUAAAGAAUAUAGUACAUAUAGUUAUAUAGGGAACAUCUGAAUUUUUGUCAAAUGUGAUUUCCUGCUUUUUUAAUUUUUAGUAUCAUGUCUCUAAAUAUCUUGACAGUGCAGAAGACUGAUAGAAAGAUAAAUGACAGUUUGCUCAAUGGCAUGGAAAAUGUGUACUGACCUGAGAAACUGUAUGUAACUGUAAGGUUAUGUAAGAUUCGUGAAUUUAAUUAAUAAUAUAGCUUUAUUGUUACAUGUAGAGUCCAUAUUGUGAUCAGUAUUAUCAUAUUUAAAGGUAUAGUUAGAUAUUAAAGCUAC
This is a messenger RNA of Thunnus maccoyii (southern bluefin tuna), 1767 nucleotides long. RefSeq names its product trophoblast glycoprotein-like. Gene Ontology annotation, cellular component: plasma membrane. The coding region runs from base 14 to 1246 and encodes 410 amino acids. Gene Ontology annotation, molecular function: protein binding. The transcript is spliced from 2 exons. The record is from RefSeq and is a predicted model, not a curated record. Gene Ontology annotation, biological process: negative regulation of canonical Wnt signaling pathway. Lineage: Eukaryota; Metazoa; Chordata; Actinopteri; Scombriformes; Scombridae.